Messenger RNA from Thlaspi arvense, 3320 nucleotides. The record is from the annotation of a GenBank genome assembly. Lineage: Eukaryota; Viridiplantae; Streptophyta; Magnoliopsida; Brassicales; Brassicaceae.
UCUUCUUCUAACUUCCCAUUAUCGGCUGUUUCAAGUUGACCAAGUUUUUAAUGGUCCACUCCGUAUUUUCCCUUUUAUAUAUUUCUUCACUCAAUUUGUUUUAAGUCUUCUUCGCUUUUUUGUUAACAUUAUUGUCUACAUGUUUUUGUUGGCGAGAAUGCUGUAAUCUUUAUUCAGAAAUUCUGUCAUAGCUUGUGUAGACCACAUGCAUUUUUUUUAAUAUAUAUUUAGAAGCAGAGGAAGAGAAAAAAGAUUCUUUUUUGGUUUGAAGAUGAAUUCAAGAAUUGAAGCCUUUAUGCUCCUGAUCUUGAUUUUCUUCCAAAUUUGUACUGUUUCUGGACUCACAAAUGGUUUAGACGCUUCUGCUCUAAAAGGCCUGAAGGAUGAAUGGACCAGGGCUCCUGAUAGUUGGGAAGGAGCUGAUCCUUGUGGAACCAAUUGGGUUGGAAUUACAUGUAUAAACGACCGCGUCGUUUCAAUAUCACUAGGUAACCUUAAUGUGGAAGGAAAGCUUUCCGCAGAUAUUGCAACCUUGUCUGAAUUGCAGAUCUUGGAUUUGUCAUACAAUAUUGGAUUGUCCGGACCACUUCCACCAAAUAUCGGUGAACUUAAGAAGUUGAGGAACUUGAUCCUUGUGGGAUGUAGUUUCAGUGGUCAAAUCCCUGAGUCUAUUGGAGCUCUUGAAGAACUUAUCUAUCUCUCCCUGAAUUUAAAUAAAUUUAGUGGAACAAUUCCGGCUUCCAUUGGACGGUUAUCGAAACUAUAUUGGUUCGAUAUAGCAGACAAUCAGAUCGAAGGACCGCUUCCAGUUUCUAAAGGCACUUCUUCACCUGGACUUGACAUGCUUCUUGAAACUAAGCAUUUCCAUUUUGGAAAAAACAAGCUUUCGGGCCCAAUCCCAGACAAUCUUUUCACCUCAAAGAUGACCUUAAUACAUGUGCUCUUCGAUGGAAACCAAUUCACGGGUGAAAUCCCAGCCAGCCUUAGCAAUGUUAAAACGUUAACAGUGUUACGCCUUGAUAGGAAUAAACUCACUGGAGAUAUUCCUACAAGUCUUAACAAUCUCACAAAUCUCCAAGAACUGUACUUGGCCAACAACAGAUUUUCGGGUAGUCUUCCAAAUUUAACCAGUUUGACCAGUCUAUACACAUUAGAUGUGAGCAAUAACACUUUAGAAUUCUCACCAAUUCCAUCAUGGAUCUCUUCACUACCCUCCCUCGCAACAUUAAGAAUGGAAGGGAUCCAACUUAACGGUUCAAUACCAACCUCAUUUUUCAGCCCUCGUCAGUUGCAGACUGUUAUCUUAAAAAACAAUCGGAUAGACUCAACCUUGGACUUUGGUACAACCUAUAGCAACCAGUUGGAGUUUGUUGAUUUACAAUUUAAUAACAUAGAUGUGUACAAACAACCACCAGCUAAAUCACGAAUCCAAGUAAUAUUAACAGAUAAUCCAGUGUGCCUAGAGGUAGGUAACAGGCCAAGUUACUGCUCUGAAAUCCCACACAACACCUCAUUUUCUACCAUCCCAUCAACAUGUUCUCUAUGUGAACGGGGCAGGCAAGCGAAUCCCUUGUGCAGUUGUUUGUAUCCUAUCACAGGAACACUAUACUUCAGGUCUCCUUCCUUCUCAGGAUUAUUCAACUCCACAAACUUCGACAUUCUCCAGAAGGCAAUUGCUGAUUUCUUCAAGAAGUUCCAUUAUCCGGUGGACUCUGUUGGCAUCAGAAACAUUAGAGAGAACCCAAGUGAUCGUCAGCUUCUUAUAGAUCUCAUGGUCUUUCCUUUAGGCAGAGAGAAUUUUAAUCAGACGGGAAUGUCACUUGUUAAUUUUGCCUUUAGCAACCAGACUUAUAAGCCUCCUUCUAUAUUUGGACCUUACGUUUUCAGAGCCGAUCCGUACAGUCAGUUCUCUGAUGGAGGAAGUUCAAAGUCAUCAAACACAGCUAUUAUAAUCGGAGCAGCAGUUGGUGCUGCGGUUCUUCUAUUUUUGUUAACUUUAGCUGGGAUUUACGCUCUCGGGCAGAAGAAGAGAGCAAAGAGAGCAACUGAUCAAAACAAUCCUUUUGCUAAGUGGGAUACGAGUAAGAGCAGUAUCGAUGCUCCACAGCUAAUGGGAGCAAAAGUUUUUACUUUUGAAGAGCUGAAGAAAUGUACUGACAACUUUUCAGAGGCAAAUGAUGUUGGUGGUGGAGGUUAUGGCAAGGUUUAUAGAGGAAUUCUUCCCUCUGGGCAACUCAUAGCAAUAAAAAGAGCUCAACAAGGAUCUUUGCAAGGAGGGUUAGAGUUUAAAACUGAGAUUGAGCUCCUUUCAAGGGUCCACCAUAAAAAUGUUGUUAGACUCUUGGGAUUCUGCUUUGAUCGCAGUGAACAAAUGCUUGUAUACGAGUACAUUCCAAAUGGCUCUCUUAGAGACAGUCUCUCAGGGAAGAGUGGGAUUAGAUUUGAUUGGACAAGAAGGCUUAGGAUAGCACUUGGUGCAGGGAAGGGUUUGGCUUAUCUUCAUGAGCUUGCUGAUCCUCCAAUUAUACAUAGAGACAUUAAAUCAAAUAACAUACUUCUUGAUGAAAAUCUAACCGCAAAGGUUGCAGAUUUCGGUCUCUCCAAACUAGUGGGAGAUCCUGAGAAAACUCAUGUGACAACACAAGUUAAAGGAACCAUGGGCUACUUGGAUCCUGAGUACUACAUGACAAAUCAAUUGACGGAGAAGAGUGAUGUGUAUGGGUUUGGUGUGGUAAUGCUUGAGCUCUUAACUGGUAGAAGUCCAAUAGAAAGAGGCAAAUAUGUCGUGAGAGAGGUGAAGACGAAGAUGAAUACCUCGAGGAGCUUGUAUGACCUGCAAGAACUACUAGACACAACGAUUAUUACGAGCAGCAGCAAUCUAAAAGGGUUUGAGAAGUACGUAGAUUUAGCAUUGAGAUGCGUGGAGGAGGAAGGAGUGAAUAGACCAUCGAUGGGUGAGGUUGUCAAAGAGAUUGAGAACAUAAUGCAGCUUGCAGGGUUAAACCCUAACGGAGAUUCAGCUUCUUCUUCGAGAACGUACGAGGAAGCAAUCAAAGGAUCUGGUGAUCCUUAUGGAAAGGACUCGUUUCAGUACAGUGGGAAUUUCCCAGCUUCAAAGCUUGAACCCCAAUGAUUGAAUAUGGCUUUUUUGUGGUUAUUUUGUAAGUUACUACGUAUACUUGAAAUGCGUUGUGAAUGUGGACUUGCAUGAUUUGAUUUCGCUAUUUAUAACUGAUUUAUAAAGUGUAAGCACUGCUAGAUUUUAUUUUUGCUUCUACUAAAGGAGAGGAACGGAGCAAAACUCCAACUAAUAGCCACUA